Molecule: messenger RNA, 963 nt
Organism: Raphanus sativus (radish)
Lineage: Eukaryota; Viridiplantae; Streptophyta; Magnoliopsida; Brassicales; Brassicaceae
Product: 6,7-dimethyl-8-ribityllumazine synthase, chloroplastic
Exons: 9
Coding region: 50-727 (225 amino acids)
Biological process (GO): riboflavin biosynthetic process
Cellular component (GO): intracellular anatomical structure; riboflavin synthase complex
Molecular function (GO): 6,7-dimethyl-8-ribityllumazine synthase activity
Source: RefSeq, a predicted model, not a curated record
CACUCACUCAUCAUCACUCCUAAGUCCUAACCGCAGCCAGAGAAGGAAAAUGAAGUCGUUAGCUUCCCCUCCGUGUCUCCGCCUAACUCCGACGACACGUCAUCACCUCCCUUCGCGUCAAUCUUCUUCCGCCUGUUACCCUCACGUUGUCUCUUCUGUAAUCAAAUCCAGUAGUACCCUAUCAUUCGCCUCAUCCGCAUCCGGUUUCGCGUCACCACUCUCCGUAGAGAAGGAGCUACGCUUACAGACGGCUGCUGUCCGCCACGUCACUGGGUCGCUAAUCAGAGGAGAAGGUCUUAGAUUCGCUAUUGUUGUUGCUCGUUUCAAUGAGGUUGUGACGAAGUUGCUUUUGGAAGGAGCUAUUGAGACUUUCAACAAGUACUCUGUUAGAGAAGAAGACAUCGAGGUUAUUUGGGUUCCUGGUAGCUUUGAGAUAGGUGUUGUUGCACAGAACCUUGGGAACUCAGGAAAGUUUCAUGCCGUUUUAUGUAUCGGUGCUGUGAUAAGAGGAGAUACUACUCAUUAUGAUGCUGUUGCCAACUCUGCUGCAUCUGGAGUACUUUCUGCUGCCAUUAAUUCAGGUGUUCCAUGCAUAUUUGGUGUACUGACAUGCGAGGACAUGGAUCAGGCUCUGAAUCGAUCUGGUGGCAAAGCCGGAAACAAGGGAGCUGAAACUGCUUUGACGGCGCUCGAGAUGGCGUCUUUGUUUGAGCACCACCUGAAAUAGCUCCUCGUUCCAUGGGAGGUGCAAUGAUCAUCACGUAUGAGAGAACUUGUUGGCUACAAUCCAAUCUUCCGAAACUGUACCUGAAAAGAUUGUCAAAAGUUGUUUUCUUUGUGAAAAAAUAUUUAAACGCUUUUUGUAAGCUUCAUGUCUUGUUUUUGAAUCGUGUGUACUAAUAAUAAUUCCUCUGGAUUUUAGGGGACGAGCACCAAUCGAAAAUAUGAUUCUCAUUGCCAUAA